Messenger RNA from Solanum stenotomum, 723 nucleotides. RefSeq lists its product as uncharacterized. Bases 1 to 723 code for a protein of 240 amino acids. The transcript is spliced from 2 exons. Lineage: Eukaryota; Viridiplantae; Streptophyta; Magnoliopsida; Solanales; Solanaceae. The record is from RefSeq and is a predicted model, not a curated record.
AUGGGGGUGUCCGGUUUGGUUGUAGAAGAAUGUCGUACAACAAUGCUCCAUCAUGAUACGGAUAUCUCUAGGCUUAUGAUAUAUGCCCAACAAAUUGAGGAGACAAAGCUUAGGAAGAUGAAUAGUGAGGCAAAAAGGGCAAGACCCGAUGAACAAAGUCAACCAAGGUCCAAAAAGAGGUACUUCAACCAAGAUUCUUCUAUGGUCAACAAUGAUAGGGUGUCUAACCCUAAACCUCAAGGAGGGAAUAGAGGUGGUUCUUCAUUUGAAAGGUCUAUUUGUACUAAGUGUGGGAAGAAACAUUUGGGUAAGUUUCUUGCCGGCAUGGAUUGGUACUUUGGGUGUGGGAAGAAGGGUCAUAAGAUGAGAUAUUGCCCAACACUUUCAGCAAAGGGGAGAGAGGCCAAACAAGCUUCUCUUGAUGUCCCGGAUCCUAAUGAUCCAAGGAAGAAUCAUUUUUAUGUGCUUCAAGCUAACAAGGACAAAGGGACUAAUCCGGAUAAAGGUACCGGUAAGUUGAUAGUUCCUUAUGGUGUGAAUAUCUUAUUGAGUAUCAAGGGGAGUUGUGUUUGUGUUGCAGCGGAUCGUUCAGCGUCAUUAGUCAGAAUCGCCGAUCAAGUCAUCGAUUCAGCAUGGUCGUGCUCUAGGUUACUGGGCGGCAUGGUACUGCUUUGCGGAAUUGCUCGGCGAUGCACCGACUGUUCCCUUUUUCUGCCGACUUGA